AUCGGCUCUACGCGCAAUCUUGCACAGGGUUGAAAUUGAAGUCGAUAUCCGACAGUUUGUCUGCUCUUUAACAAUCACCUGACAUUUGCCAUUCAAUGAACGACAUGUGGAUUUUUUUGUGAAGACUUAUUUCAAAAAGUUUUCCCAACAAAAAUGGCGAAAUCUAACUCAGAAUGGAUAUCUGGCAAUACUGGACAGGAUUCAGGAGUCUUAGACAUCGAAUGUCAGAGAAAGGCUGAAGAAGAACUCAAUGAAACCCCUGAAAAUUACAAAAAGGAACUAUCUUCACUUCGAUCCAUGAUAUUAAAUGAUACAAAUUUGAAUGUACCUAAGGAAGAUGAAUUUCUACUUCGAUUUCUGAGGGCGAGGAAAUUCGACAGUAAAAAGGCUUUCACGAUGAUUCAAAGAUACUACCUCAUGAAAUUGAAAUGCCCCGAACUCUUUGGAUAUUCACUGCCAUCAGAAAAUGAAAAGGUGUUCGAAUUGCAAGCUCAAGUAAUGCUGCCUGAGAGGGACAAGGAUGGCAGAAGAAUAUAUAUUUUACGUGUAGACUAUUUCGAUGCAACACGCGUCACUAUCGAAGAAGUAUUCCGUUCUAACAUACUAGCCCUGGAACAUAUAGUUAGGGAACAAGAAACGCAGGUUUCCGGUGUUGUCGUCAUCCUGGACAUGGCAGGUUUGAGCCUGCAGCACGCGAAGUUUUUCACCCCCUAUUAUGCGAAGAAAACCGUGGAACUCGUACAGGAAACUUUUCCAUUGAGAUUCAAGGGAUUCCACAUUGUGAACGAACCUUUCUACUUCGAUGCCGUCAUGACCGUUUUGAAGCCGUUCCUGAAGGAGAAGAUAAGGAAGAGGAUAUAUCUGCAUGGGAAUGAUCUCUCUUCCUUGCAUGCUUUCAUAUCCCCUGAUCUUCUACCGAAAGAAUAUGGAGGAACAGCAGGAAACUUCGAUAACCGGCCCUGGUUCAUGCAGUUGAUGUCCGAAGAGAAAUAUUUCAUCGACCAAAAACAAUAUGGAUAUCGAACAGAAGGAACAGAAGAAAACCCAUAAAAUGUUGCUCACUUUCCAUCCUCUGUAAAGACAAAGGAACCGGUUUACUUUAAGUUUUAAUUUUAUAUUGAAUUCGAAUUCAGCCAGCUUCUUGCUUGUGAAAACCGGAUUGAGGUCGUAUAGAAAUAGAAUGUCCGAAACGCUAUUUGUUGAUUGGAAAAUGAAAAAGAGCUUAGAGUAUAUAGAAAAUUUCUAUUGUGAAUAGAUGAUGUGAGAAAAAUUGUUACAAAAUAAGAAAAAAAUAUCAACUUGUGAUAAAAAGUAUUCGAAGGGUGUGAACAGAGCUUAGAUUCUGAAGCAAUUUUAGGUUAUUAUUUUUAUAUGUAGCAUGGAAAAUAUGUUCAUUGACCAACCGUUGCUGAAAAAUAAAUAAUUCGUUGUUAA
Coccinella septempunctata (seven-spotted ladybird) is the source of this 1434-nucleotide messenger RNA. RefSeq names its product alpha-tocopherol transfer protein-like. The transcript is spliced from 6 exons. The record is from RefSeq and is a predicted model, not a curated record. Gene Ontology annotation, molecular function: phosphatidylinositol bisphosphate binding. The coding region runs from base 154 to 1050 and encodes 298 amino acids. Lineage: Eukaryota; Metazoa; Arthropoda; Insecta; Coleoptera; Coccinellidae. Gene Ontology annotation, cellular component: membrane.